CUCUUUCAACCACCUCCAACUUCUCCUCUUUGUUGCUUUGCUCCUGCUUACUACUACUCUGGCACUUCCCCCUCCCUUUCCACCAUAUUGGUGAUUGAGACCUUCUUCGAGACCUUCUGCCCGCGCAUGUGAUGUCACUGCUUUUACCUGUAUAUGAGGGGCUCUACCAACCUCGCCAUUAAUCUGGGGUGGGAACAACAAAAGCGAUUCUCAGACCGACCAAAAAAAAAUAGAUCAACAAAAAAAAGUCAAAACAGAAAAAGGUCUGACAGUGCAAUCUGCGAAAGAGUCAUCGCCUGCCUAUAAUACCAUCUGAUAUGUGCUGUGACUCCACAACCAGAUCUCUUCGCGUGCUCCAUCGGAAUUCGGGAGCCUGAACAGGGAUUUAUAUAGAUCCCCCACAUGUUUGGCAUUCACAGGUUUCUCACCCGGCGUGAGCGAAAACAUGCCAAAGAUGAGACAUCGAAUGUCCUUUCUCGUCCCCAUUUCCGCGGUUUCUUCUCUUCCGACAAGGUUCCCAAUGGUGACACCAACGAGGAGCAAAAGAAGAUCAAGAUCUUGGACCAACGCGUCGCGCAGCUUGGUAUUGCCGGCUUAAAAGAAGAACACUUCGGUUAUGCGUUGCAAUCGGAGUACGCCAAAGGGGAUGUAGAUAAGGCAUUCGAGCUUCUCAUGAUCCUUGAGGAUUCGAUUGAGGGCAUCAUAAGAGGGUACACGCCGACCACGAAGCUUCUUGGUGCAGUGAACCGCGAAGGGGUUACCUGCUACCUAGAUGCAUUGCUUUUUGCUAUGUUCGCGCGAUUAGAUUGCUUCGAGGCAAUUCUUUACCAGUCCUUCAACGACGAACCUCGUCGGAAAUUGUCGAUACUGCUAAGACUGUGGGUCAACAUGCUGCGGUCGGGAAGGCUCAUAACAACGGAUCUUACCAAACAUUUGCAGGAAGCUCUCGCAGAAUGCGGCUGGGAAGAUGCAGCCAAACUUCGCCAGCAGGAUACCUCGGAAGCGUUUACCUUCCUCACGGAGAAGCUAGAACUACCACUUCUCACAUUGAAGAUGGAUAUCUACCAUACCGGCAAAGAGGACAUCAGCGGCGAUCACAAAUUUAUCAACGAAAGAUUGUUAGAGGUUGCGAUACCUGAGCCGGUUGACGGCCAGACCGUGACCCUGGAAGAUUGCCUGGAGUCAUACUUUAACAAUAGGAUCGAGGUGAAGCGAUAUUUGGAACGGCGCAAUACGGUUGGCUCCACUAGAUCUGUGGAUUCGCUGGCCAAGGGCUCCAUGACACAUGUUGAGACCGUGGAGGUCGGGUCGCCCUUGUCGCCAUGCGCAAGCCAGUCAACCUCAGACAUGACCCCAGUAGCCUCACUGACGGAAGCGAUCGACUUGGAUCGCCCGUCGUACCGACGAAACAGUAUCGUUCAGGAGCGGUUUUUCCCCAGCAUGGGAGAUGGGAAAAUGAAGGACAGUGCGAUUACGUCUCAGAGAAGAGGGUCGUACAGGAAAGAGGUAAUGAUGCCUGCAUGGCAGUUCUUCAGCCUAAUACCAUGGUACACCGACAAUACACCGACAAAUGACGCGCAGGUUGCAGCACACUUUUCUUCGAAGCGACCGAUCUUGGGGAUGUGUCUGAAGCGCUAUUCCAUGUUAGCCAAUGGAAAGGCAGCCCGGCUUAACACAUUUGUCGACAUUCCGACCGAGAUUGGAUUGCCGCAUUUCAUUCAAGAUGAUAGCAUGGAAGAAGAAGGCCCUAUAUACGGGAAUUUCAAGCUGUCCUUACAGGCAAUGGUUUGCCAUCGGGGCAACUCGGUCGAUUCCGGGCACUAUAUAUCCAUCGUCAGGGGUACUAGUGCAGGCGCGCCUCCAGCUAGUUCUCAUGGAAUUGAUCAGGAGGAUGUGCCCUCCGAUGCUUCGAAAUACUGGAUGCGUUUCGAUGAUUUGGCGAAGGAGCGUGUCACACUGGUCGACAUUGAGCAGGCCAUGAAACAUGAAUCCCCGUAUCUCUUGUUCUUCCAGAUCUUACCCGUCAACGAAGAUGCUGCGGCGGCCAACCUGUUCAAAAAGCCCCCUUCUUCCGAAUUGUCGAUGGAUUCCCGUGAAUCCGAGCCCUGUGGGAUGGCGCAGAAACUACAAACCCUGUCUGUAGACGAUGCCGGCGGCGAUCGUACCGAGGGUUGCCCUUCUGGCCGGCCAAGUUUCGAAAUCACUGGCCCGGAUGGAGCAGAGCCUGCCCCGGCGAGUCAAAAUGGAAGAAAAGCGAGUGUCGCGUUCUCGGAGGUUUUUGAUCCAGGCCCGAUGCCGUCGUUUCCACCCAGUUCGCCCAGACUCACCCCCAGAGACGAGGACGGCCGAGGAUCAUUUUCCUUUUCUCGGCGCAGUUCUAGAGGCAUGAGGAGCAACCCGGGCAGCCGGGCUGGCAGUCAAGCUAGCGAGAACCGAAUCAGCGCUACGUUUUCACGGUUCACGGGGCGACUGAGCCGGGAUAAGUUUACCGGCGAAGGGCUCUCUCCCGAAAGUGACGGCCAUGAGUUGAUGGACAACGAGCUGAGCCCGGGCGAGAAACUGCCUCCACCGAGCAACGAGCGCAAGGAUCGGAGCCCCCGACGGACUCGUGAUUCCGAGCGGUAUCGCGACAAGCUGAAGGACAAGUCGCGGGAGAAGAUCGGGCGGAAAUUGGACCGGGAGUGUGUUCUGAUGUGACCCGAUGUGACGUGACGUGAUGUGACCAUGUUGAUGACCCGAAAUUCUUUCCCCCGGAUGCACGCACGUGCUGGCGUUUUGUAGACGGCAUAGCGAGUCGAUAGAGGAGCAGGCGGCAAACGUCGAAGUGAGUUUGUUAGCAUAGCAUAGUUAGAACAUAAGUACUUAGCAUACCUAGCGUCUGCAAUAUCAG
Aspergillus heteromorphus CBS 117.55 is the source of this 2890-nucleotide messenger RNA. RefSeq names its product ubiquitin C-terminal hydrolase family protein. Gene Ontology annotation, cellular component: cytosol; nucleus. Gene Ontology annotation, biological process: protein deubiquitination. Gene Ontology annotation, molecular function: cysteine-type endopeptidase activity; cysteine-type deubiquitinase activity. Bases 403 to 2697 code for a protein of 764 amino acids. The transcript is spliced from 6 exons. The record is from RefSeq and is a predicted model, not a curated record. NCBI's taxonomy places the organism in Eukaryota, Fungi, Ascomycota, Eurotiomycetes, Eurotiales, Aspergillaceae.